Messenger RNA from Carica papaya (papaya), 2692 nucleotides. RefSeq names its product Tetratricopeptide repeat (TPR)-like superfamily protein. Gene Ontology annotation, biological process: RNA modification. Gene Ontology annotation, molecular function: RNA binding; protein binding. The record is from RefSeq and is a predicted model, not a curated record. NCBI's taxonomy places the organism in Eukaryota, Viridiplantae, Streptophyta, Magnoliopsida, Brassicales, Caricaceae.
GUUUAAAAUUGAAUCAAACAAUAAUUUAUACUGUGGCAUGAGAACUGAAAAUCUUGAUUUAUUUUUGGUUUUAAAUUAAAUAUCAUUCUUGUAUGAAUCAUCUCUCAAACUGUAUGUUGCACAAAUGCAGAAGCCGACUCUGAUGAGAUUUCAGAAACUUGGGUAUAUAGAUUUAAGUAAAAAUCAUCCAUAUGUUUUUUGUAGUAAGUAAUCUGGUAUGACAUAGUGGCUCCCCCCAAUGACCCUCUUGUACAUGCCCUUGUUCAGAUCAUCUACAACCUUAAGGUCACUAGCCCAACUCCAUGCCCACCUCUUGCUAACUGGCCUCCUUCAUGCUGAUCCACUUCCUUCCACCAAACUCAUUGAAUGCUACGCCCAAAUGGGCAACCUUCAAUCCUCCAGGCUUGUUUUUAAUUCCUUCCACAAACCAGAUUCCUUCAUGUGGGGCGUGCUCAUCAAGUGCCACGUCUGGAACUACUUGUUUCAAGAAGCCAUUUCAAUCUACCAUAGAAUGAUAUUGCAACAAGCCCUUAUGUGUGAAUUUGUAUUUCCUUCUGUUUUGAGAGCUUGUGCAGGUUUUGGUGAUCCGGGUAUUGGUUGGGAGGUUCAUUCGAGGAUAAUCAAGUCUGGUUUUUACAAUGAUCCUGUUACUCAGGCCUCGCUGCUCUGCAUGUAUGGAGAAAUUGGAUGCUUAGUUGAUGCAAACAAAGUGUUCGAUGAAAUGACAAUUAGAGACGUGGUUUCAUGGAGUACAAUAAUUUCCUGUUAUGUUGACAAGGGAGAGACAACUGAAGCAUUGGAGACGUUCCGUUUGAUGCUCCGUGAGGGUGUCGAACCUGAUUCAGUGUCAAUGUUGAGUGUAGGGGAGGCUUGUGGUGAAUUGGGUUGCUUGAAGUUAGGAAGGUCUGUACAUGGUCAGAUAAUGACAAGGAGGAUUGAAAAUGAUGAGUCAUUGGCUAAUUCUCUUGCUGUAAUGUACAGUAAAUGCGGUGACUUGUUUAGCGCAGAGAGGAUCUUUAUUGACAUCGCCUGCAGGAGUAACACUUGUUGGACAGGGAUGAUUUCUUGCUACAACAGAGGUGGUUGCUUCGAAAAAGCACUUGACGCUUUUUUUCAAAUGUUAAACUCUAAAUUUGAACUUAAUUCAGUAACCUUGACAAGUGUUCUAAGUUCCUGCGCCAUGUUAAGCCGAAUCAGAGAUGGAAAGUUACUUCAUUGUUAUGCAAUUAGAAGAAAUAUGGACCCUGAGUAUGAGUAUUUGGGACCUGCCUUAAUACAAUUAUACUCCCAAUGUGGGAGACUAGAUAAUUGUGAGAAGGUUCUGUGUACAAUUGGAGUGAGAAAUAUUGUGUCAUGGAAUUCUCUCAUAUCAAUUUAUGCUCAAAAAGGGUUGCUGAAAGAGGCAUUGAUUGUCUUUGUGCAGAUGCAGAAACAAGGUCUAAUUCCAGAUUCAUUUAGCCUAGCAAGUUCUCUUUCAGCUUGUGCAAAAGCUGUUUUAUUAAACCUUGGACAUCAGAUACAGGGUCAUAUUAUUAAGAGAGGUAUUGUGGAUGAGUUUGUCCAAAAUUCCUUGGUGGAUAUGUACUGUAAAUGUGGGUUUGUAGAUUCGGCUUACAUGAUAUUUAAUAACAUCCAAAAUAAAAAAGUUGUGGCCUGGAACUCCAUAAUUUGUGGAUUUUCUCAGAAUGGUAAUUCAGUGGAGGCAAUUAAACUUUUUGAACAGAUGUACUUCAAUUGUCUUGACAUGAAUGAAGUAACUUUCUUGUGUGUAAUUCAGGCUUGUUCUAAUCUAGGUUAUCUUGAAAGGGGAAAGUGGCUUCACCACAAGCUUAUCACCUACGGUGUAAGGCAGGAUCUCUAUACCAAUACAGCUCUUAUUGAUAUGUAUGCUAAGUGUGGAGACCUUCAAACAGCAAAACGAGUUUUCUAUAGCAUGUCGGAGAGAAGUGUGGUGUCAUGGAGUACGAUGAUUGCCGGUUAUGGAGUUCAUGGUCAGAUUGAAGCUGCUGUCUCACUAUUCACACAAAUGGUACAAUCAGGAAUGAGACCUAAUGAAGUUACUUUCAUGAACAUCCUAUCAGCUUGCACCCAUUCAGGCUCCGUGGAAGAAGGGAAGCUUUAUUUUAACUCAAUGAAGGAUUUUGGCAUUGAACCAAAUUCAGAACACUAUGCUUGUAUGGUUGAUCUUCUGAGUCGUGCUGGUAAUCUAAAUGAAGCAUAUAGAACCAUCAAGUCAAUGCCAUUCCAAGCUCAUGCUAGUAUCUGGGGGGCUUUGGUUAACGGGUGUCGAAUCCAUGGGAGGAUGGACAUGAUCAAAGUCAUUGAAAAAGACCUUUUGGACAUCAUUACAGAUGAUACUGGAUUCUAUGUUUUGUUGUCUAAUCUAUAUGCUGAAGAAGGAAAGUGGUAUGAAUCUGGGAAUGUGAGAUCAACAAUGGAAAGGACAGGUUUGAAGAAGGUCGUAGGAUAUAGUACAAUUGAGCUUGAUAAGAAAUUCUAUACAUUUCGAGCUGGGGAUACAUCAAAUUUACAAACAAAAGGAACUAUCAGCUUAGUGGAAAAUUUCCAGAAUUUGGCUUGGGAACAGGGUUUUGAAUUUUUGGAGUCUGAUAAUUACUUGACUGAUAUGUUAUUAUUUUCUAAAGAAAUUAAUGUUGAGUCCAACAAGGAUCUGAUGGUUUCAAUAGAAUGA